Messenger RNA from Owenia fusiformis, 1395 nucleotides. The record is from the annotation of a GenBank genome assembly. NCBI's taxonomy places the organism in Eukaryota, Metazoa, Annelida, Polychaeta, Sabellida, Oweniidae.
AUAGUACCCCACACACUAAUUAGUCACAAACUUUAAAACUUGUUUUGAACACUUUCCCCUUAUUGAAUCAUGAUGAAAUUUCACAUGGACAAACUAUAAACACUUUCCAACACUCAGAUUUUUUUGAUUUGCUUGAAUUUUAAUUUUCAAAUUUUUACAGUCAUUUAAGAUGAAGCACCAAUUUCGCAUUUUUUUACAUUUUAUGUUAUAUUUAUGUAUAUUUGGCUUAAUUCUUUGAGAUGUACAAAUUGAAACACUUGGAUAAACUUUAACAUCAACAACUUUUUAAGUAGUUUUCUACUUACUGUCAUACAUUACAUUACUGUCAUAUGUAUUUCAAAUUUUUAAUAACUGGUGGAUAGCAUUAUGAAGACAGUGGUUCAUGUCUUUGUGUAGAUUCAUAUACGUUGCCAUGGAGAGGAGAUAAAGGGAAGUCAGACUUUUCGGGGCUCCCGUAUAUAAGCUAAAUAAAUGCCAAAAAGGGACAAUAAACCAGGUAUUAAACUGCCAAAAAAAGACAGCAAUCGGAGAAUCACAAGAUUCUUCCUAAAACAACACGCUUCGGCCGUUUCAGAGACAAAAAACAAAGAAGAAAAUAAUUUAGAAUCGGUUGACAAUGUAAACAAAGAACAAUCAAAUAUGGCGUCGGCAAAUCCAGUCGCUGAAAAAACUAACAUGGCAGAAUCUUCAAGAAAUACGCUUGUCAAAGAACUUUUAGAAGCUCUCAGGCCUGAACUUAAUGAAAUAAAAACACUACAAGCAAAUUUGGAAGGUAGUUUCGGAGAGCUAUCGACGAAAAUGGAAGAAAAGAUCGAAAAAAUCAACAACGAUUUUUCGGAUUUGAAAGAAAAAAUGGAGAAAAGACCGGAAUUGAUAGGCGGAAUGCGCGAACUACAGAUAAAAAACAUUGAAGUGAACAUGUCUCUCAGAAGAAACAAUGUCAUUAUUUAUGAUCUUCCAGAGGAAAGGACGGAAAUUCCCAUCAAAGCGGCAGAAACUGAGUUAACAAAACUCUGUCCCGUCCGGGUGCUGAAUGCGUACAGAAUCGGACGCUUAGAACAACAACAAAUUAAAACUAAAGCUAGACCAUUGAUAGUACAACUUGCAGAUGCACCAACGGCUGAACAAAUCAGAUCAAAGGCGUGGGUUAAAAAACCACCUAUAAAAAGUAAAAUCGGUGAAGACCUGCCGGAAGAAGCACGCAAUAUAAAAAGUCAAGCCUUCAAAACGUAUAUUAAACCUGCAAAAGAGGGCCAGAAAAAGUACAGAUGGGCAGGCUUGCAUCUAUGGAUCGACGGAAAGAAAGUAAACCUGGAUGCCAUCUACACAGAAGCGCUAAGCAAGACCAGAAACAGGGAUGAAAAACAGCCCAGGGCCACACUCAAAGACGAUUAA